Molecule: messenger RNA, 210 nt
Organism: Striga hermonthica
Lineage: Eukaryota; Viridiplantae; Streptophyta; Magnoliopsida; Lamiales; Orobanchaceae
Source: the annotation of a GenBank genome assembly
AUGACAAAGGCAGCACGAACUGCGCGGGACUCACUCGAUUUGGUGUUCCACAUGUCGAACCUUCUCGAUGCCGGCCUCGAUCGCCACACGAUUUCGAUUCUCAUGGCUCUCUGUGAAAUGGGCGUCAACCCUGAAUCUCUAGCCGCCGUGGUCAAGGAGCUGCGCCGUGAACCGCCGCAUUCCCCCGAUUCAGGGGCUCCGCCGUCUUAA